UGACAUCUAUAAGAUCAACGAGGGGAUAGGUGACAAGGUGGGCAUGUUGAUCCAGUCCUUCACCACCUUCAUCGCUUCCUUCAUCAUCGGCUUCAGCAAAGGAUGGAAGCUCACCCUUGUCAUCCUGGCUGUCAGCCCUGUGCUGGGCUUCUCUGCUUUUAUAUUCAGCAAGGUACUGACGUCCUUCACAUCCCUGGAGCAGAGUGCUUAUGCUAAAGCUGGAGCCGUGGCUGAGGAGGUGAUCUCUUCUGUCAGAACAGUCUUCGCUUUCGGUGGACAACAGAAGGAGAUAACCAGGUGUGUUGUGCGCUUCCUGAGAGAGAUGAUUGGCGUUGUUCAGUCAGGAGCCCAUCCUGUUGCUACCAUCGCUGAGAACAUCCGCUACGGACGACCUGACGCUAACAUCAGAGAUAGAAAGGCUGCUAGGGAGGCCAACGCUUACGACUUCAUCAUGACACUACCUGAUAAGUUUGAGACUGCUGUUGGAGACAGAGGAAAACCCAGAUGAGUGGAGGAAGAAACAGAGAUCGCUAAUCCGCAAAGACGCGUGCUCAGUAUCGCAACCCCCAGAUCUCUUUGUUGGAAUGAGGCUACCUCAGCCCUCGACGACGGAGUGACCGACAUGCGUACAGCCUCCCCUCGCGUGAGACAGGGUCGUACUACGAUCGUGGUGGGCGCCCAUCGUCUGUCUACUAUCCGUAAUGCUGAUGUCAUCGCAGGCUUCCAGAAGGGAGAGAUCGUAGAGCUGGGAACACACAGCCAACUGAUGGAAAAAGAAGGAGUCUACCAUACACUGGUCACCAUGCAGACGUUUAAGAGUCCUGAGGAGGGCGAGGAGGCUGUGGAGGAGCAGGUUCUGGAGGAGAAGAGUCCGUCAAUGAUGCCGUUCUCAGAGACCACCCUCAUCCGGAGGAAAUCUACCAAGGGAUCGUCCUUCAUCGGCUCAGAGAAAGGAGACAAGGACAAGACUGAGGUGGAAGAAGAGGAUGAGGAGAUUCCUCCUGUGUCGUUUCUGAAGGUGUUGAAGCUGAACCUUCCUGAGUGGCCCUAUAUGGUGGUUGGUGUGAUCUGUGCCACUAUCAACGGGGGCAUGCAGCCUCUCUUCGCUGUCAUCUUCUCUAAAAUCAUCGCUGUGUUUGCAGAGCAAGACCAGGAACUAGUUAGACAACGCUCCUCGUUGUACUCUAUCAUGUUCGCCCUCAUUGGAGUCGUCUCCUUCAUAACCAUGUUCCUACAGGGAUUCUGUUUUGGGAAGGCCGGUGAGAUUCUGACCAUGAAGCUGAGACUGAUGGCCUUUAAAGCAAUGAUGAGACAGGAGUUGGGCUGGUAUGACAGUCACAAGCACAGUGUUGGAGCUCUCACCACUAGACUGGCUACAGACGCAGCACAAGUACAGGGGGCUCCAGGAGUGCGUUUGGCCACUCUGGCCCAGAACGUGGCUACUGGGACCAGUCUGAUCAUCUCGUUUGUGUGGUGGCAGCUGAUUCUUCUCAUCCUGUGUGUGGUACCUGUCAUGGCUGUAGCUGGAGGCAUACAGAUGAAGAUGCUCUCUGGUCACGCCGUCAAAGACAAGAAAGAGCUAGAACAGGCUGGCAAGGUACACAACCACUCACACACACAGUCUUAUUCAUCUCUUCACAUACGCCAACAUUUGCAACAAAGGGUGAUCUCUGCAGUGCUGUACGGAGCCAUGGCAGUAGGAGAGGCCAACUCCUUCACGCCUAACUACGCCAAAGCCAAGAUAUCAGCAUCUCACCUUAUGUUCCUCAUCAACAGAGAACCUGCCAUAGACAACUGCUCACAGGAAGGAGAAACACCGGACCACUUUGAUGGUAACGUGCGUUUCCAGGGGGUGAGGUUCAACUACCCGUCCCGUCCAGACCUUGCUGUCCUGCAGGGACUGGAGCUGAAGGUGCAGAAGGGCCAGACUCUAGCCCUGGUGGGCAGCAGUGGCUGUGGGAAGAGUACGACCAUACAAUUACUGGAGAGGUUCUACGACCCACUACAGGGCACAGUGAUGUUYGACAACAGUGAUGCUAAGAAGCUGAACAUCCAUUGGCUGAGGGCCCAGAUGGGCAUCGUAUCCCAGGAGCCCGUGCUGUUUGACUGUAGUCUGGCAGAGAACAUUGCCUACGGAGACAACACACGCAAAGUUACCAUGGAGGAGAUCCAGAGUGCUGCUAAAGCUGCCAACAUACACAGCUUCAUAGACGACCUGCCUCAGAAGUAUGACACCCAAGGUGACAAGGGGACCCAGUUGUCAGGAGGACAGAAGCAGCGUAUAGCCAUUGCCAGAGCCAUCCUCCGCAACCCCAAAGUCCUGCUGCUGGACGAGGCCACCUCCGCACUGGACACAGAGAGCGAGAGGGUGGUGCAGGAGGCCCUGGAUGUGGCUCGACAGGGCAGGACGUGUAUCGUGGUGGCCCACCGCCUUUCCACCAUCCAGAACGCUGACCUGAUCGCUGUCUUCCAGAAGGGAGUGGUGGUGGAGCAGGGCACUCAUCAACAACUACUGUCCCAGAGAGGAGUAUACUACUCACUGGUUACCACACAGCUGGGCCAUGGCAGAAACUGAGGGAGGAGAGGAGGAUGGGGGAGGGAGAGGCUGAGGGUGCAGGGGGUUGCUGGGAYGGGCUGAGUGUGCAGGGAGGGGUUGAGGGUGCAGGGGGAUAUUUUGUAUAUAAAAGGAAGAGGUGGUGGUGCUGUAUUUCAGUUAUUUAUUCAAAAAGUAUCACAUCUGUACCAUAGAGUGCCUGUGUGCCAAAUGAAUACAUGGAACACACACAUAUAUACACACGUCUGAGCAUUACUGUAAACUGCACGGAACUAAGCCAAUGAGACUCUGAAGCAGUGUGUAUCCUCAACAUUCAGAUUAUUACAUUGAUUUGUUCAAUUGUUUUGGGCUUAAAGUAAAACUCCACCCAAAAACUAUAUUUUGGUAUUUAUUUCAUUAGUCCAGGUUAUGUAACGUUCAAUAUAGAGAAAUCAUCCCCAUUUGGGGCAGCAGGUAGCCUAYUGGUUAGAGCAUUGGUCUAGCAACCGAAAAGUUGCUAGAUCGAAUCCCAGAGGUAAAAAUCUGUCGUUCUGCCCCUGAUCAAGGCAGUUAACCCACUGU
Messenger RNA from Salvelinus sp. IW2-2015, 3115 nucleotides. The record is from RefSeq and is a predicted model, not a curated record. NCBI's taxonomy places the organism in Eukaryota, Metazoa, Chordata, Actinopteri, Salmoniformes, Salmonidae.